This is a messenger RNA of Malassezia japonica, 3657 nucleotides long. RefSeq lists its product as uncharacterized. The record is from RefSeq and is a predicted model, not a curated record. Gene Ontology annotation, cellular component: plasma membrane. Gene Ontology annotation, molecular function: oligopeptide transmembrane transporter activity. Bases 1 to 3657 code for a protein of 1218 amino acids. NCBI's taxonomy places the organism in Eukaryota, Fungi, Basidiomycota, Malasseziomycetes, Malasseziales, Malasseziaceae. The transcript has 4 exons. Gene Ontology annotation, biological process: transmembrane transport.
AUGUAUGAUAACUAUUCAGGCCUGUAUAUUCCCUCUGCCCUUGCCAUCAGCUACUUUCUGGCGUUUGCAUCCGUGUCUGGUGUGAUUGUGCAUGUGACACUCUUUCAUGGCAAAGCACUGUGGCGCCAGUUGCGCACGCCCCCCAAGGAAGCGAACGACGUGCACAUGCGACUGAUGAAUAAGUACAAAGAGGCGCCAUACUGGUGGUAUCUCGCUGUAUUUUUGGUUGCGUUCGGCAUGGGCGUGGCGAUCGUGAUCGGCGCCGUCUUCCUCCUUCCUGUUGGCGUCGUGACAGCGAUUUCGAACCAGGAAGUGGGCUUGAAUAUGCUCUCAGAGCUCAUCAUUGGCUACAUUCUUCCUGGAUUCCCCAUUGCCAUGAUGAUUUUCAAGUCGACCAUGUACACCGUGUCGUGGCAAGGUGUGCAAUUCGCGAUGGACCAAAAGCUGGCGCACUAUAUGAAAGUCCCGCCCCGUGCUACAUUCAUUGUACAGACCGUGGCAGCGACCGUGGGCGGUAUCGUGAACAUCUUGGUCCAGCAAUGGGCCUUUAGCAACAUUGAAGGGAUCUGUCGCACUGACCAACCCGACAAGUUUACGUGCGCGCCGAGUAUGACGUUUGGCCAGGCGAGUAUCGUGUGGGGCCUUAUCGGCCCCAAGUACAUGUUCAGCCCCGGCCGUCCGUAUAAUGCACUUCUCUAUGGUUUUUUGGUCGGAGCGGCCGUCCCCCUCGUCAUGUGGCUACUUGCUCUGCGCUUCCCUAAAGGCCCCUGGCGCCUGAUCAAUAUCCCAGUGAUGUUUGCGGGUAUCGGCAGCAUUCCCCCUGCGACCGGAAUCCAGUACACGGCCCCGAUCCUGGUUGGCUUCCUCACUCAAUUUGUCUGGAAACGCUUCGGCUCGGUAACAUGGAGUAAGUACAACUAUAUCCUGGCCGCUGCGCUCGAAGGCGCCUCGGCCAUUGCGGUCGUCUUUAUCUUCUUUACGCUGCAGUUUCCCAAAGGCCCGAACCAGCACUUUCUCAAUGCGGGAUGGUGGGGUAACUCUGCGUACAAGAACACGGCAGACUACAAAGGCACGCCCUACCUCCACGUGCCAAAAAACGGUUUCCAGGGCACGCCUGCCCAGCUCGGCCUUGCUUCCCAGGGAAAGGUACCGAUGGACGAGGCGCUCCAGCCGUUCUUUACGGUGGGCUUUCCCUGUCACCUAGAGUCGCUUCCGACACUGCACUACAGUUUGGUUCCGAGUGAACAUGAUGAAUCGAGCGACUCGGAGGAUGAACUGAACGCCGGCCAAGGCAUGCGGCUCCUGCCCCAGCUGGUGCCGAGUGAGCGCCAGCCGUGGCCCGUGAUCAUGCGCAAUGCCAAGUCGGAGACUUUUAUGGAGUCUGUAGACCAGUGGACGAAGCUGCUCGUGCUGCUGGAUGCCGCCGAUCCGGAUCCUCACUUUACUGGGCUGCGCCGGUUCUUUGACACGCGCCUCGCCAAGGUGCUCCAAGAAGCGCCCAGGAGCCCCGAGGAGACCCUUUUUGCUUCGAUGACCCUGGGAGAGAGCGGCCGCAACGGCUCGCCCGCUCCUCCCGAGCCCGAGGCGACCGGCGCUCCAGUCGAGCGCCGUGGCUCGUUUACGCCCGGACGGCUGCAGAAGCACUUUCAGUGGACACGGCGUCCCUCGCUUCCCGCGGCAAUGCAUUCGCGGCCGCAGGAUACAGACAUGGCGCCAGUCUCUCAGCCCAGAUCGAUCCUGGGCUCGAUGCGGCGUAGUUCGCGCCGUGGCGAUGGGGACGCUGGUACUGUCAAUACAGACAUGUACGAGCUCUGGGUGGCGUCUGUACCCGAUGAGACUAAUGCGCGAUGCGUGCGCUUCAAUGUGCGACUGGAUUUGCACGCUGUGCGCCUUGCGCCCUCCCCUUCGAUGGCCGAGCCCAAAAACGAUGCGCGGACGAAACGGGCGCCCGGCCUGGAGUUUACGCCCGUGGUGCGGGACGAUACAAGCACACCUCCCACUGGCGCGCCGUCCACGGUCGAGUCGCUUGCGAGCGAUGAGGUGAGUGGUUCAGUUUCGCGGCGCUCGUUUGUGCAUCGCAUCCUCGACCGCGGCCUGCGCAAGUCGAGUGUUUCCGGCGCGCCAGCCGCAUCGUCGCAAGCAUGGAUGCGGAACCACGACCAUCUGGACCCCUAUGGCCCCGAAAAUGCCGAGGCGAUCGACUCGGACGACGAGGUGGACCACCGGCGGGAGGACCGACCUGCGUCCGGCCCUCGGCGCAGCUCGUCGGGCAGUGCCGCGGCGCGCUCGCUCGGCACGCACGCGAUGCCCUCCGACCUCGGUCGUGUCGAGGAGGACUCGCUGUUUGAGCCGAGCGAGUACAACUCGGGGUUGCGCAGUAUUAUGCAAGACAGCAAAGCGACCACGUCUAUGUAUGAUUCCGAUGUACCUGGCGUCGGCGAUGGCGAGGAUUUUUUGGCGCUGCUGCGGCGUGCAUCUGCGACGGUGCUGCGCCCCGGCACGCAGUCCAGCUGGAACCGCGGUGCGGACGAUGCGCUGCCGUCGAUACUCUCGUAUGCCAUGGCGCAGGCCUUUGGCUGGGAAGGUGUGCAGCACCUGUGCUAUGGCGCUGGGAGUCUCUGUGCGCAAGAGCAAGUCUUUGCCCCCCUUGGGCGUGCAGCGGACAUCAACUCGAGCAUCAAAAAGAAGCACGAUGCGGUGCUGUCCUGGCGCAGCAAUGUGCAGGCUGGUGGCGAAGAGUUUACGGGCUUUCCGGGUGUGCCUGACCAGGACGUGCUGACGCCGCGUCUCGGCGACGAGCCCGACUCGCCUGUUGAGCUGCGCUCGACGGUAAGCAACAACGAGACGCAAUCGGAUCCCAGCACGGACCCCGCCCCCCGUCUCGCGCGCAAUGUGCUGGGCCGUACGUGGUCGGACUGGCACGCGCUCUUUUCGAGUAUCUUUGGCUGGGUAUCUGAGUACGAAACAACGCGCAUCCGCAGUGGAUUGGCGCAUGAAAUGGACCGCGAGGUCCCCCAAAACAUCGUGGCUGUUUCGCGGCGCACCGGACGUGCGCAGCCCUCGCCGUGUGUCGAAGACGAUGCGCUGAACGCUGCCCAUGGCUUCCAGCGGCUACCCGGCAUCCCCGAGGCGCUGCGCCACGGCCCCCAAGGCGAGGAGCACAGAGACUUUCGGUGGUCGCGCUCGCGGCUGCGCUCGAGCCAUGUACAUACACCGAUCAUUAUCAGCAGCGCAUCCGUGCAGUUCUUUGUGCAUCAGCUCGGCACGUCUCGGUGGGUAUUUGAGAGUGCGUGGGAGCUGCAGUACCUUGACAAGUGCAUCUUUGGUUCGGACAUGAUCCGGCAGCGUUUCCCCCCGCCCGGCGAGCAAGUCGUGCCUGCGGCGCAUGCGUACCAGCCGAGUGCUGGCGAGCCCGACAUCAGCACGCCGUGUCCCUACCCCAGCACAUCCGGGGCGUGGAAUACGCUCGCGUGGAGGAGCUGGCUCGCGACGCUGCGCGAAGGCCAUGUCAUUGUGCCUGCCGUGGCGUGGCAGGCAUGGUGGACGCUGAUUGCGGUGCUCAACGGUGCGGACCGCUCUGGGCGCUGGUACGACCUGCAGGUCAAGGCGCCCAACGACAGUUUUGAGGACCUGGACCUUUCCUCUGUAUAUAUCUAA